Molecule: messenger RNA, 2276 nt
Organism: Populus trichocarpa (black cottonwood)
Lineage: Eukaryota; Viridiplantae; Streptophyta; Magnoliopsida; Malpighiales; Salicaceae
Product: probable serine/threonine-protein kinase PBL25
Exons: 6
Coding region: 495-2000 (501 amino acids)
Biological process (GO): protein phosphorylation
Molecular function (GO): protein kinase activity; ATP binding
Source: RefSeq, a predicted model, not a curated record
UUGGAGAGCUCCAAUGAAUGAGUUCAUCAUGUUCGUUGCCCAAAAAACUAGCUCCCUUCAAUAACGUUUUUUCCCUUCUCAUUGCCUGAUUCCUUCCCACCCGUGGGGUCCUUCAAUUCCCUUGAAGGACCCUGUCCUCCUCCUUCACCAAUCUCUCAGCUCCCUCCCAAGCUUUUAUGGUUUUUGACGCAGGGGCUUGUAACGCCUGGCAAGUUGCAUUUUGUCCAAGAAUCCGUGGUGCUCUCAUUUCCCUGAUCAGAGGCUUUUAACGAUCAAGAGAUGAAUUGCUUCUCGUGCUUCCAAUCUCAGAAAAGCAAGAGAGAGAAUGGGUCGCCAAUGUUGUCUGAAGUACAAGGUAUUUAUCUCACCCAACAACAUAUGUGGAAAUUAGAUAAACGGAUACGUACGUACCAAGGGAGAAGAAUACAGAUUGAUAUUGUCCUAACGAUAAAGAUUAAAAGAUCAAGAAACAAAAACCCGGAGAUGGAAACAAGAUGGAGGAAGAUAGAGAUAAUGUCGAAAUAGGAGAUAUUGAGACCCAAUCCUUCACCUUCCGCGAGCUUGCCACUGCAACCAGGAACUUCCGUCAAGAAUGCCUGUUGGGUGAAGGUGGAUUUGGAAGAGUCUACAGAGGGACCCUGGCAUCAACCGGGCAGGUGGUGGCUGUGAAGCAACUUGACAGGAAUGGACUGCAAAGAAACGAGUUUCUCGGUGAGGUCUUGACGCUUAGUCGUUUACACCACCCAAACCUGGUCAACCUCAUUGGAUACUGUGCUGAUGGAGACCAGAGGCUUUUGGUGCAUGAAUUAAUGUCAGGAGGCUCUCUGGAGGAUCAUCUCCUUGAUAUAGCAGCAGAACGAAAGCCAUUGAACUGGUUUGCCAGAAUGAAAGUAACUUUUGGUACCGCUAAAGGACUAGAAUACCUGCAUGAAAAAGCCGAUCCCGCAGUUAUAUUUCGCGAUUUAAAGCCCUCCAAUAUUUUUCUGGAUGAAGAUUUCACCCCCAAGCUCUCUGAUUUCGGACUCGCCAAGCUUGGGCCUUCUGGGGACAAGAUGCAUCCUUCAUCAAGAGUGAUGGGAACUUAUGGUUACUGUGCUCCAGAAUAUGCUAGAGCAGGUCAUCUCACACAAAAAUCAGACGUGUACGGUUUCGGAGUUAUUUUGCUGGAGCUCAUUACCGGAAGAAGAGCCAUAGACACUACAAAACCCAUCGACGAGCAAAAUCUAGUUUCUUGGGCACAACCGAAAUUCAAGGACCCAAAAAAGUAUCCAGAUAUGGCCGAUCCACUUCUUAACAAGCAAUUUCCCGAAAAAGACCUGAAUCAAGUUGUUGCAAUAGCAGCAAUGUGUCUGCAAGAUGAGUCAUCAGCCCGUCCUUUGAUGAGCGACGUUGUAACAGCAUUAAGUUUUCUGUCAACAGCUACUGAUAUGCCUCAAUUGAUCCCUCCUUCAGAGGAGAAAGAUGGUUCAGAUGACGAUGAUAAGGCUAGUGAUGGCAGUCAGAGCGAAGAGAGUUCAGAUAACGAGGACAGAGAAAAAGAACAUGAUGGAGAUACUUCAGAUCACCAUGAUGAUGAAAGUUCAGAUAACGAGGAUGGGGACAGUGACUGUAGAGAUCAACAGACUGUUACCGGGAGCAGAAACUUCACCACAAGCAGCAGCAUGAAAUCAAUGGAUGACAGUGUUUCUUCCGCUCGUAAAAACAGCAGGAGAUUGGAGGAGUUCACAUCGAAUGGUAGAGGAUCACAAUAUGGAAGUGUUUCCUCAAAUGGCGCUAGCAGCAGGAGUUCGCAUUGUAAUGCCUCUUUCCACCGCAAGAGCAGCAAAAAAUCGAAAAAUUCUUUGAGCCACAAAAGCAGCACGGGAUCAAGACUGGAAGGAAGCACUGUUUCUACCAGCGGCAAAAGCAGCAGCAGCAAGUCACGAGACAGAAACGCUUCUUUAAGCUUCAGCAGCGGCCAGGAUUUAGAGGAUGAAGUUGGAUCUGUGAAGUCACAAUAGUAGCGGAUCACAUCAGCAAGGUAUCACUUGAUGGGAGUGUUUCUUCUUAUGUACAGAAGGACUCACAGGAAGGAAGUAGACGCCGACAGCAACGCAUCAGGUGAAGGAAGUCCUUGUUCAUCGUGAAGAUCUCAAUCUCGUCGUUUUCCAUCAUUCUGCACAUUAAAUUAAUUUGGUAUUUCAUUUCUUAGUUGAGAAAACAACACCCGCAGAAAGGUUUUCUUCUCUACUCUUGUGUAUGCUUAUUUUUAAUGGACGUUUUCAAGUUUAUACUUA